AAGGAAUAGUAAACGAAGAAAGCAAACGCAAAAGUGGAAUGUGAGUGGACCAAUAUAGAAAUUUCAACAUAGUUUGUGUUGAACAAUACGGGAGUGAUGCAGUUAUAAUAAUAAUUCAAUAGAUCUGUGCACGUCUUCUCUAAAAUAAAGUUUGGUGCGUGAUGAAAUGGAUCUUUAAUGUUUUAAAUAGAUAAAUUUCGACCACUACUAACAAAUGCAACCCUACGUACAAGGAAAGAGAAAACAAAGCACGUAAACUUUAUUGUAUGUCGUACUUCGUCCGCUACACUACAAUUUAACGUCGUUGCAGCGAAAAUUUUUGUUGCGCUGAUAUUCUUAAGAAACGUGAAAAAUUAUAUUGUGAAARCAACUAUAACUCUUUGCUAAAGUUGAUUUUCUAAUAAAAUUUAGUGCGAAUAGCUAAAAUGUGAAAUUUAUAUAGUGAAAAAUUUGUGAUCCUAAAAAAAAACGGAAAAAUUUUCCAACCUGCGAGAACCGCAUACGCGGUACAUUAUAUAUUUCCAUCUCUUUUGUGCAAAUGUUAUCUUUCCCAUCCGAAGCUCACGUAGAAUGGUAUCUAGUGAGCGACCAUAAGUGGGACCAAGAAAGAUUUAUAUGCGAAUUGGAAUAAAUAUAUCAUUGAAAAGAGAUAAACAGUUCUGCUAGUCGAAGGCGCGAAAAACUCGAAACUAAAAGAACAGAAAAAAUAAACCAAAAUUGCAACUUUUAUAUUAUAAAAAUAUAUAAUAAUUAAUAUAUGUGAUAGUACAGUAAACGUUGAGAUUACAGUUAAAAAAUUKUGGUUUGUGUUUGUCUGCAGUUUGUCGGACUAAAAGGCCAAAGAAAUGCAUUUUUACGCCUGCUGUGAAAGAGUUGAAAAUAUGUAAUUGUUACGAAUGAGACGAUGUAAACAAUGAAUAAAUAAGAAAUAAUACAACAGCGAAUUAAUAAAGUGGCACCGAAAAACAAAACAUAAGCAGCACAAAAAAUAAUUUGAAAAUGGAAAUAGAAAAAAGGCAGCUUGAACCGAGCAAUUGUAGUGGAGAUGCAGGAAUAACAAAUGUUUCCCUAAUGGCAACAAAUUCCGUAGAUAAAUCAGAUAUUGAAGUUGCGGAAGAUAUGAACAAAACUCAAAAUCAUAAAACCCAAUCUAAUAAAGAUGAAACAAGUGACGAAACAGCGAAGAAGCCUACACAUAAUUCAGCUAUCAAGACCAAUGAAGAAGAUUCAAAUAUGAAUGAGAAUAUAUCAGAUAUAUCGGUAAAACAACAAGAAGUCUUAUUAACAAAAGCCCCUGAAAGCAAUGAGUGCUCCRAAACUCCAAAGUUGGAAGAAAGUGUGAAUAAAAAUAGUCUUGAUUUUAAAGAGACCAAAAGUGUAGAAAAUUCAAAUGAUUUAAAUGAAUUUGAAGAUUCGCAAGAUGCUGUCGAGGAUGACGAAAGUCAGAAGGGAGAAGCAUCAACAGCUGACGAUGACAACAGUCUUUCGCCUUCAACACAAUCGCAAUCACCACCACUUAGAGAUACAAUAAUUGCGACAUCAAGUGCAUCCAUUGCUUCAGCAAUUGGGGUAGCAGCUUCCGUAGUUGUGGCGGCUGCCGGUAUAAGAGCUUCUAUUCCAGAUACAAUCUUAUCGCCACCCAAGUCAGAAACACAAACAGAUGAUGCAAACACCGCUACAUCAUCCUCAUCACCAGCAUCGGAUUCUCAGCUCUCGCCGAUGAUUACCGAGGCCUCUAUUGCGAGCAGUGCAGCACUUACCCCAACUACACCACCAGAAGCACCAGAAAUGUCUGUCUCAAAUAAUAGUGGAGAGUCAACACCGUCUAAGACAGCUACCAAGAGGGGUGCCCCUGAUAUUGACUCAGUUGCGGAAGGUGGUGGCAAACGCGUUAUACAACCGAUUAAUCUUGUUGCAAAUGGCACCAUACCCAAAUCUAGUGGGAAACCGCUAAUGUCGGCCAUGAAUAAAAAAUUGAAAGAAAAAACUAUACGUGCACCACGACAAAGGAAACAAAAAUCUACGUUGCCUAUGUACGAAAGCGAGAUAAGCGACAAUAAAACGGGAAUUAAAUUAUGUAUAAAGAAAUCAGAUUCGACCGGCAAUUUGGCUGCUUCAACAGGUAUUUUAGUACCAACCGUCACAGCGAAAUUGGUGGAGACUACAACAACUACUGCUCCUAAGCAGACGCGCAAACGUUCCCGCAAAACGAAAUCAAAGGCACGCGUCGAUGACGACGAAAGUGAGCCUGAGGUAACGACGGUAAAGCGCGGGAAGAAUAAGGCCAGCAAUGCAGAACGUCAGAAGAAAGUCUCUUUUAGUGGCAUCGAAGAACAAGGCGAGAAACAUCGCGCCACAAUUGAGCAAGGCGAUUGGGGCGCACGCAUCCCACAGGAAAUACUUUUUAAGAUUUUUGAAAUUCUAGUUGAUCGUGAAGGUUGUUUGCCAACACUUUGUCGACUUGGUCGUGUUUGUACACUGUGGCGAAAUGUCGCGCUAACGCCAUCUUUGUGGAAAACUAUGGAUCUAUCUACGUGGAUAAAGGAUAAAUAUCGCACCGAACUCAAGCUAAAAUGGUUUGUAGACAAUCGAUGCAGCGAGUGCACAGAAUUGAAUGUUGCUAACUGGAAAAUGUCAGAUAUAAACUGCUUUCUAAACAAAUUGGCGGUCGGUUGUCCAAAUUUAACRAGCAUUACUCUGUCAGGUUGGAAAGGUUUCACUUCAGAUCAUUUGGCUUAUUUAGCCGAAAAUAUGCAAAAACUGGAACGCCUUGAUUUGAGUUCUGUUAAUGUGGAAAUGAACGCGAGCAAGAGCGCAGUGGGCCCACAAUCGCUGUGCAAUGCAUUACAAAUAAUGAAUAAACGUUUAACGCAUCUCUAUUUGGCACAUAAUCGGCUGGCCGGGAUCCCACAAAUAGUCGCUACUUUGGCUACACAUUGCCCCAAUUUGGUGAAYUUAGAUCUCUCAAAUGUUACAACACAAGCGACUUCACACGGCAUCUUUCACAUUGAAAAGCUUCAGCAYGGCUGCCCGAAAUUAAAAGUGCUACGAGUCACGAAUUCACACAUAACAUGGGGGAAUGCAACACUGCAAGAAGCGAUGGAUUCGCCUGGUUUCCCAGAGCUUGAGGAACUUUCGGUGGCAGCUUUAACGGAUGAAUGUCGUGUUAUCGGUGAUGACCAUUUGCAGCGCAUAYUGAAAACCAGUUCGAAACUGAAGCUCUUGGAUGUGCGCGGUUGCGCACGACUCACACACGAAAGUCUUAUACGYCUACCAGCAUGGGACAUCAAGCAUUUAUUUUUGUCAUUUUGCUCAGUGACACGUGAUGUGGGCUCCGGCCUCGAGUUGAUCGCCUCAAAAUGGGCUCAUAGUCUUAUUGAAUUAGAUUUAGCUUGGGCGAAUGUGCAGCAACCACUUGACAAUGCAUUACGUGCAUUGGCCGAAAAGGGCAGCGAAUCGCCAUUAGCGCAUUUGAAUCUCUGUGGCUCGUCGGUUUCAGAUGAAGCAGUCAAGGAAAUACUUGCAAACUGUGCGCACAUGAGUUCAAUAAAUCUGUCAUCGUGUCGUGGUUUACCGCGCGGUGUCAAGCGUCUUAUGCAAGGUCAGCAAGAGUUACAAGAACUGCGUGAAGUGCUUAAGGUGCAGAUGAAAGUGAAAUUGCCCGCUCAAAUAAAGCAGGAGCAAGAGGAGGAAGAGCGACGGAAGCGCUCCGAACAAUGCGGCGCAACUGCUGAUGCUGAUAGCGGUGGUGGUGGCAGUAAUGUUCAAUCUAAUUGAAAUAAUGCCGUUACAUCACACAAAAUUAAAAAGCAAAAACUGUGCGUUAAUAUGAAAAAAUAAUGAGUAACAAAAAAAAAAAUUAUUUUUAACACAUGGAUUAUAAAUUUGUAGCUUAAACUAAAACUAUGAACGCGAAGAAUAACUUCAAUUAAUAUUAGAUUUCAUUAUGGAGUAUGACCUUUUCAGUUUUACUAUUAUUAGCACAUUCAAAAGAAGAUGUUCUGCUGCUGGUGGCAGAAAGACAUUAAAUUUACGUAUGUAUUUUAGCAUUAAUGCGUGCAAAUUUUUAUAUAUGUAAUUUUUUGUGCAUCACACAGGUAGCUUCCAAAUUAAACACGGAAUUGUGUAACUAUUAUGUCAUUUGGCACUACUUUAUAACUUAACUUUUAUAUAUUCCUACAUUUAAGUAAGACUUUAAGUCACCGCUUAAUACUUGAUUUCUAUUUUUAUUUGGUCACAUUCAUACAAUUAUAUAUACAUUUGCAAUAUACAUUUACACCUAUAGUCACUGGAAUCCCCGCUAGUGUUAAUUUUUUAGUAAUACAAUUUGGAAAUGUUUAAGAAAAGAAUGUAUUAAGUUUCGUUUACAGUUAUAAUUGCUACGAAUUUGCAGUGAAAUUAAAAUAUUUUUUGUUACUUUAAAAAAUAUAUGUAAAAACGUAAACAUUGCAAAGAAAAUUAUGUUAUUACAUGUAAAAUAUUAAGAUUAAAUUAAGCGAAAAUAUCGAUUUAUUCGAUAAAAAUUAUCGAACGUUAUGAAAUCAGUCAGUUAUUUACAUAUAU
This is a messenger RNA of Bactrocera latifrons, 4563 nucleotides long. RefSeq lists its product as uncharacterized. Gene Ontology annotation, molecular function: protein binding. Bases 1000 to 3777 code for a protein of 925 amino acids. Gene Ontology annotation, cellular component: SCF ubiquitin ligase complex. Lineage: Eukaryota; Metazoa; Arthropoda; Insecta; Diptera; Tephritidae. The record is from RefSeq and is a predicted model, not a curated record. The transcript is spliced from 11 exons. Gene Ontology annotation, biological process: SCF-dependent proteasomal ubiquitin-dependent protein catabolic process.